Molecule: messenger RNA, 393 nt
Organism: Emys orbicularis (European pond turtle)
Lineage: Eukaryota; Metazoa; Chordata; Testudines; Emydidae
Gene: MIA
Product: MIA SH3 domain containing
Exons: 4
Coding region: 1-393 (130 amino acids)
Biological process (GO): extracellular matrix organization
Molecular function (GO): protein binding
Source: RefSeq, a predicted model, not a curated record
AUGGCUAACACCCGGCUCUGGGCCCGGGCCGCUCUGCUGGGCGCCCUGCUGGGGCUGGUGCAGGGGGGCCGGCAGCUGGGCAAACUGGCCGAGAAGAAGCUGUGUGCGGACGCCGACUGCAGCCAUCCGAUCUCCAUUGCGGUGGCUGUGCAGGAUUACAUCGCCCCCGACUGCCGCUUCGUCCCCAUCCAGCGCGGGCAGGUCGUCUACGUCUUCUCCAAGCUGAAGGGCCGUGGGCGGCUGUUCUGGGGCGGCAGCGUGCAGGGGGAUUAUUACGGGGAGCACCCCGCCCGCCUGGGCUUCUUCCCCAGCAGCGUAGUCCAGGAGAACCAGUACCUCAAGCCGGGGAAGGUGGAGGUCAAAACCGAUCAAUGGGAUUUCUCCUGCCAGUGA